AUGAGGCAGCGCAGGGACAGGAGAUUUGGGGAAACCGUGUGGGACAUCGCAUGGUUCUGCUGUUUCCUCCUGCUCGUGAUCAGCAUUGCCAACGAAUACCACAACACCACAGAGGGUUUCCAUCAGACACUGAGCACAACCAACACCUUCCUGCAGUCUGUGGACGACGUAAAUGACCAUCUCACCUUCUGGUCCUGGCUGAACGAGACCGCUCUGCACAGCUUCUACCCGGAGACGUCCUACAAUGGCGACAAGCCCCGCUGGUUUGAGAGGGGCUUCACAGCAGACAUGCAGACAGUCCUGGUCUACCCACCUAGCCUGAUCCAAGGCCGAGUAAAGCCAGAACUGUGCGCGGUGCCUGUGACAAUGCAGCACUCGUUGGGCGAAUGUUCACCAGGGUAUGGUGAACAUGCCAAGGAGACUGGAGCGUUUGAAGAGGGAUGGAAGAGGGUCAGGAACACGUCAGCGAUGGAAUCAGCAGCCCCUGGAUGGAUCCACCUCCCCAGUGGCUACCCCAGCCUCCCCAUCUACGGUGUGACGACGCACUACUGGGGAGACGGCUUCGGUCUGCACCUGGGAAAAUCAGCAGACGAGAUGCGAGGCAUCCUAGCAGACCUGAAGGCAAACCGUUGGAUCGACAAGCGCACGAGGGUCAUAAUCUUGGAAGCGAUGCUCUACAAUGGAAACGUGGAUCUGUUCACAUCGCUGACGGUGGUGUUCGAAUUCUCCGAGACGGCCGGAGUUUUCUCCCGUCACCACGUGCAGACCUUCCGACUUCAUCAACGGCCGGGGACAAUCGGGUACGUCUACGUCCUGAUGGAAAUCAUUUACGUCAUCAUUCUCCUCUACUCACUGUGGAAAGAGGCAAAAAAGGCACGCGCAGCCGGCUUGGCCUACCUGAAGGGGGCAUGGAAUAUUGUCGAAAUCUUCAACUUUUUCUUGGCAUUCACUGUCAUUGCCUUAUAUGGCUUUAAGACAUCCCACAGCUCCAGGGCUCUGGCGGCGAUCAAGGAAGGGAAAGGUUUGUAA
Messenger RNA from Branchiostoma floridae (Florida lancelet), 1029 nucleotides. Its product is annotated as polycystic kidney disease 2-like 2 protein. Gene Ontology annotation, cellular component: membrane. The coding region runs from base 1 to 1029 and encodes 342 amino acids. Gene Ontology annotation, biological process: detection of mechanical stimulus. The transcript is spliced from 3 exons. Gene Ontology annotation, molecular function: calcium channel activity. The record is from RefSeq and is a predicted model, not a curated record. NCBI's taxonomy places the organism in Eukaryota, Metazoa, Chordata, Leptocardii, Amphioxiformes, Branchiostomatidae.